AAUGACAGCAGAGUGAGAACUCACAGCGUCCUUUUCUCAGGUUUUAUGUGUCAUGUCGGUGACUAUCCGUUAUGUUUCCGCUUGUUAUAAUUUCAGAAGCUCUGUGAGGAGGUUAUUAGUGGCUGACCAUCGUUUGUUCCAGUCUGUGAGAAGACGAGCACCUGCCAGCAAACAUUACAGUUUAUCUUUUUAUGCAACAGGGUCCAUGAUGAGGAAGAAGCUGCUGGUGGAUGUCGAUUGUGGGGUGGAUGACGCUCAGGCCAUCAUGAUGGCGUUGGCUGCCCCUAACGUGGAACUCCUGGGCAUCACCUGCGUGCACGGAAACACCCAAGUGGACAACGUGUGCAAGAACACACUACGAGUUCUGCAAACCUGCGGUAGACUGGAGGUUCCAGUGUUUAAAGGGGCUGAUAAGCCCAUCCUUGGGAACUGCAUUAAUGCAGGAAAAUUCCAUGGGGAGGACGGGCUGGGAGAUGCACCUGACCCCAAUGCUCCUAGUCUGGACCUGAUUCAGAAGGAACAUGCUGUGUUAGCUUUGAUAAGGAUUGUCAAUGAGAACCCUGGGGAGGUAUCUCUGGUUGCCACGGCACCACUUACCAACCUGGCUUUGGCUGUGAGGAUAGAUCCAUCUCUACCGAGCAAACUCAGAGGACUCUACAUCAUGGGAGGCAACACUGAAUCUCGAGGAAACACCACAGUGUGCGGUGAGUUCAAUUUUACUGCUGACCCAGAGGCUGCAUACAUAGUGCUGAAUCACUACCAGUGUCCCACCUACUUAGCCUGCUGGGAGUUUACCUGCUACAGCAAGCUGCCCUGGGAGUUUUGUGACGCCUGGUUGGCACAGGACAGCGAUAAAGCUCGCUUCAUGGCACAGAUCUUCCGCUACAGCAUGGAGAUAUCACAAACCGACCACUUCCAGAAAGAGUUCAUCACCGGGACAGGUUUCAUUUCCUGUGACUCGUACGCCAUGGCAGCCGCCAUAGACGACUCAUUCAUCACAGAAAGUGACCAUUAUCCAGUAAACGUAGAGCUAACGGGCACACACACGAGAGGCAUGAUGAUAGUGGAUACUGUGGGCUUCAUGAAGAAGGCUCACAAGGCUUUUAUCAUGAAGAAGGUGGAUCUGGAGAAAUUCAAGCAGAUGAUGAUGGCUGCUUUGAAAUAACACCUUUGAAAAUAAUAAGUGGGGUUGGGAGGUCACUGUUUCCGUCCAAAUAUUUCAUAAAAACAACUUAAGAAACUA
This is a messenger RNA of Scatophagus argus, 1243 nucleotides long. RefSeq lists its product as uncharacterized. The transcript has 7 exons. Gene Ontology annotation, molecular function: hydrolase activity, hydrolyzing N-glycosyl compounds. Bases 53 to 1165 code for a protein of 370 amino acids. The record is from RefSeq and is a predicted model, not a curated record. Lineage: Eukaryota; Metazoa; Chordata; Actinopteri; Scatophagidae.